UUGGUGUUUGAUGGGUUCUCAACUGGCUUUUAUGGGAUUCCACCUGUUUGGAUGGUUUUAAGUUUGCAACUGGGGUUUUUUGUAUGCAGUCAUGGCUGGCCUCUAUGGAUUUUCAUUGGCUUUCAGCUAGAUUUUCAUAGGAUUUAUCGGGGGUUUUUGCUGCGUUCUUUGCUGGUAGUAGACAGCUGUUCCGCUGGGCUCUUGUUGUUUUUGCGCUGCUGUCUGGAUUACACUGCUCACGUGUCUGUACAAGUGGAUGUUCAGCGGCAAUUCAGUGGGUUUUAUAAGGUUCCCAAAUUGCUGCUUCCUGGUUUUAAGCUGGUUUUGCAACUGGGCUUACUGUUUUUUGGGAUUUCAAUGGUGGUGGCAGAUGUUGGGCUUAAGCUUGUUUCAGCUGGUCUCAUCCGACUUUCUACUGGUCUUUAUACAAUGAUGGUGGCUCUUGUUGCUGUUGUGCUACACUAUGCUGGCGCUCUACGGCUGGCUCAACUGGUUUUAAGCCCUCUAGCUGGAUUUUUAGCUGGUUCUUUUCUCAGGGCUUUAGAGCAUUUUGGUGGUCCUGAUGGUCAGUACAACUUUGGUUUCGUGGGUGGCGAUAUGCUGUUUUCAAGGCCCCUGACCUGGUUCUUACUUGCAACUGGUCCUUAUGGGUUCUCAGCUGGUUUUCUUUUCGCUGCCUACUGUUCAGCUUGUUCCGCUGCUGCUUGUUCUUGUCUAGUGCACCUUUGGCUCAGCUUUCUUGUAGCUACUGUGGUUUCUUUAUUUAUGACUAUGCAUGCCACUCUUCACGUGUACAGGCCUGAUGCGGCUGCAGCUGGUUGGGUUUUAGCUGGGUUCUUUGCUGGCAGUGGACAGCUGUUCAACUGGGCUCUUGUUGUUUUUGCGCUGCUAUCUGGAUUACCUUACUCACUUGGAUUUACUGCUUUAUACAAUGAUGGUGGCUAUUGUUGCUGUUGUGGUGCUGGGCACUGGGACAUGUGCUCUGGUUUUAUGGCAAGCUUUAAUGUUUUAUACUGCAAUAGGUUUUCUUUGCUACUCUUUACUGGCACUCUACGGUCAGCUCAGCUGGUUUUAAGCCCUCUAGCUGGAUUUUUAGCUGGUUCUGUUCUCAUGGCUUUUGAGCAUUUUGGUGGUCCUGAUGCUGCACUCCAAAGAAUUUUCUUUGCUUUAUGUUGUAGCAUGAGUCCUGGCCAAGAACCUCAUCCAAUUCCCCCAAAACUUCUAGGCAUCACCAAAAACUUUGCCUCCUUGUUCAAGAAACCGUCACAUGUGGAUAAUUUUCUCACAAUUCCUGUUGCUUCGGAGAUUAAUUCCCUGACAAUUGUUGAUCCUUUGGGAUGUAAUAGCACCAUUUUUAUGCCUCUUAUUUCUCAAUUGAAUCAAAACAAGCCGACUGUUCAGUUUGCCUCUGUUCUUCCUUCGGUUGUGUCAAUUUCUACGAAUAAUCAAAGUUCUUCAUCUGAGUUAGGAAUUCAGAUCUCUGUUCCUGAGAGAGAAAUUCAGCUUCCACUUAUGAUUUCGAGUGCUCAGAAUCCUACUGAUCUACAUGAUAUGACUGUUGGUAUUGUCUUGGGUAAUGCUAUGGAGAUGAUGGGCCAAACUCAGAAAGGGGAUGCUGUUAGAUUUGAUACUGCGUUUCUUAUAAGGCCUGGAACUGAAGAUGAUUGUAAGGGAAAGGAAUUCUUCUGGAUUGAUCUGGGAGGGAUGGUUCUCAUUAAUAGACCACAGGUCCAGCUACUGGUUUAUGUUCAGGUAGCUUCCAGCUCAGAUCUUGAUGCAGGAGGUUCAGCUGACAUGAUAUUUGCAGCAUAUUGCAAACAGUUUUGA
Messenger RNA from Ilex paraguariensis (yerba mate), 1827 nucleotides. The record is from the annotation of a GenBank genome assembly. NCBI's taxonomy places the organism in Eukaryota, Viridiplantae, Streptophyta, Magnoliopsida, Aquifoliales, Aquifoliaceae.